UGUAUCCCCUUCUGUCUUCCUUCGGACAAGCAAGGCUCAGCUGUCAACACAGUUUAGGGUUUGUCGUGGGAUUUCUCGUUAGGAACGGUGGCUCUGACAUGGUGGGAGCUGGUGGGAAGCCUCUGCUCUCCCUGGAUGCUGAGCCUGUUCCGGCCCGACGUUCUCAACAGACCGGUGUUAGGACCCAGGAAGGACGCCGCAGCGAGGGGUAUAAAUAGAGAAGCCGCCGGACAAAGUUUGAGCAGAGAGCCUGACAUCACUGCCUCUGGCCCGUGCUGGGGCUGAGUCAGGGCGAAGGAAGGAGCCGGCCCGUGGGGCGCACGGGGCCGGUGGGGGGCACACGGGGGCGCACGGGGGGCGCACGGACCGGCGCCUCCGAGAGUCUCCUCGUGCUGCCCACUUCAGGCAAGGAGAGAGGGGCCGGUACGAGCCUGGCUGGAGGCUGAACGGGAGUCCGGAGAGGAAGGGCAGCCCGGACGCCGACGCCGGCCCCGCCGAGCUUUGGGCCUCCCUCCCGAGGCGCCAGCACCCAACACAGUCAGGUUCCCGGACAAGGAAGAGGCGCCCGUGAGCGGGCAGGACGGCUGUGUCUCAGCCUCUACAGAGAAGCAGAUCUUCCCCCAUCUGGACCCUGUGAAAAUGUCCCUUUCCCGGGGCCGUGAAAGUUAGGGCACACGCUUGGCCGCAGAGCUCGGGAACGUGGCGGGAUCGUGUCCCGACUCCCCGGGAGCCAUGAGGAAGCUGCUCUGGGGCCGGCACUUCUGGCUGCUGCUGCUCUUCUGCGAUUUCCAGGUGCACGGAGCCUUCUCCAGGCCGCCAGCCCAUCCAGGGUUUGAGGUCUUGGCGUCUGCUUCCCAUUACUGGCCGUUGGAAAAUGUGGACGGGAUCCAGGAGCUUCAGGACACAACUGGAGUGUUGCGAACCCACAACCUCACUGUGCUUCCUUCCCAUAACUCUACCUUUGUUCGUACCAAUGACUCUGCCUACUCAAAUCUGUCUGCAACCGUAGACAUCAUGGAAGGGAAGGUCAACAAGGGAAUUUACCUCAAGGAGGAGAAAGGAGUGACCCUUCUCUACUACGGCAGGUACAGAGCUUCCUGCAUCAGCAGCCCGGCGCAGUGUGACCCGGACGGGGUCACGUUUUCUUUCUUCUGGAAGACACAAGGAGAGGCGUCCAGACCGACCCCUUUUGCUUACGGGGGACAGGUCAUUUCCGACGGCUUCAGGGUCUGCUCCAGCGGCGGCAAGGGCUCCGUGGAGCUGUACACGCGGGAGAACGCCAUGACCUGGGAGGCCACCUUCAGUCCGCCAGGUCCCUACUGGACUCAUGUCCUGUUUACAUGGAAAUCCAAGGAGGGUUUGAAAGUCUACGUCAACGGGACCUUGAGCACCUCCGACCCAAGUGGCAAAGUGUCGCACGCCUACGGGGAGCCCAGCGUCAACCUCGUGAUAGGGUCUGAGCAGGACCAGACCAAGCGUUAUGAGGACGGAGCUUUUGAUGAGUUCAUCAUCUGGGAACGGGCCCUGACCCCGGACGAGAUCUCCAUGUACUUCACAGCCGCCAUUGGAAAGCAUGCUUUGUCGUCUUCGACACCACCAAGCGUCUUCAUGACCUCCCCAGGCAACGCCGUGGUGCCCACCAACGCUUACCAUCCCGUCAUAACCAACUUGACAGAGGCGAGGAAAACCUUCCAGAGUCCAGGAGCCAUCCUGAGCUACCUGCGAAACGUGUCCCUCAAAUUACCCAAUAAGCCUCUCUCGCAGGAAAUGGCGCUGAACCUCACCCAGGUUUUCUUAAAGACCAUGGGAGAGGUUCUUCAACUACCCAGUUGGGUCGAUGUGUCAGAGGACAACGCCAUGGUGCUGGGCUUGAUCGAGACCGUCGACACCGUCAUGGGCCACAUCUCUUCCAACCUGGACGCCAGCCAGCCCCAGGUCACCAUCGUCGGCUCUUCUUCCAUGGCAGAGUUUUCUGUGGCUAAACUCCUGCCCGAGACCAUAAAUUCUUCCCACUACCGCUUCCCAGCCCAGGGGCAGAGCUACAUCAAGGUUCCCCACGAGGCGUUCCGCAGCCAAGCCUGGACCACCAUCGUGGGCCUUCUCUACCACAGGAUGCACGAUUACUUGGACAACAUCCAGCCAGCCAAGACCAAGAUUGCGGAGGCGGCAAAUUACAAAGGGCACACGCUGUUUGCAGCCAGCUACCUGAUUUCUCUGGAGGUGUCCCCGCCACCCGUGCUGUCCCAGAACCUGUCAGGCUCGCCACUCGUCACGGUGCAGCUCAGGCACAGACUGUCCCACAGUCAGCGCAGCAAGGCCACCAACAGCAGCAACCAGCUGUUCCUGUACUGCGCCUUCCUGGACUUCAGCUCUGGAGAAGGCAUCUGGUCCAACCAGGGCUGUGAGCUCGCCGAGGGGAACCUCAGCUACUCCGUCUGCCGCUGCACUCACCUCACCAACUUCGCCAUCCUGAUGCAGGUGGUGCCGAUGGAGCUCACGCGUGGACACCAGGUGGCGCUCUCGUCCAUCACCUACAUCGGCUGCUCCGUGUCCCUGGUCUGCCUGGUGCUCACGCUGGUCACCUUCGCCAUGCUCUCUUCCGUCAGCACCAUCCGGAACCAGCGCUACCACAUCCACGCCAACCUGUCCUUCGCUGUCCUGGUGGCCCAGACCCUCCUGCUGGUCAGCUUCAGCUUCAAGCCCGGCACGGUCCCCUGCCGGGUGUUGGCCAUGUUCCUGCACUACUUCUUCCUGAGCGCCUUCGCGUGGAUGCUGGUGGAAGGGCUGCAUCUCUACAGCAUGGUGAUCAAGGUCUUUGGCUCAGAGGACAGCAAGCACCGCUACUACUAUGGGAUAGGAUGGGGUUUGCCUUUCCUGAUCUGUGUCAUUUCAGUGUCAUCUGCUAUGAAUAGCUACGGAACAAUUACAAACUGCUGGCUGUCCAUCACCAGUGGUGCUGUCUGGGCCUUCGUGGCCCCUGCACUGUGCAUCAUUGUGGUCAAUGUCGGCAUCCUCAUCGCUGUGACCAGGGUCAUCACACAGAUCAGCGCCGACAACUACAAGAUACAUGGGGACCCCAGUGCCUUCAAGUUGACGGUAAAAGCCGUGGCCGUGCUGCUGCCCAUCCUGGGAACCUCGUGGGUCUUCGGCGUGCUUGCUGUCAACAGCCAGGCCUUGGCCUUCCAGUAUAUAUUUGCUGUCCUCAACUCCCUGCAGGGGCUUUUCAUCUUCCUUUUCCACUGUCUCCUGAAUUCAGAGGUGAGGGCUGCUUUCAAACAUAAAACCAAGGUCUGGAGCCUCACGAGCAGCUCCAUCCGCAGUGCUAACGCGAAGCCCUUCAGCUCCGAUGUCAUGAACGGGACCCGGCCAGGCACAGUGUCCACCAAGCUCAGCCCCUGGGACAAGAGCAGCCAUUCUGCCCACCGCGUGGACCUGUCCACCGUAUGAGCAGGGACGCCGCUGACCGGCCGUCUUGCUGCUCAGACGCACCCUGCAAACUAAACACAAGAAACACUCUGCCUUCACCGUGGGACCCUCUCCUUGUUGCUGUCUGGGCAUGGGGGUCCUGGCCCCCUUGACAGGCGUCCUCACUUCUGGCCCUCCCCGUGUGACUGAGCCCACUGCUGGGCCCGAAGCCUGAUGCACCAUAGGGGGCGGCCCUCCCAGCUCUGGUCCUCCCGUGGCCAAGUGACUGUCCCCUGGGGCACCUGCUGUGGGCACAUAGGACCCUGGGGCUGCAGCAUGACAAGGGCAAGUUAGCCUGGGCGUUGUGAUGGGGACUUCGGGGCCAGAGAGGCAGGGUCCUGCGGGGGAGGUAAAGGCCCUGAGGCACCCCUGCAGGGUCAGGCAGAGGCACGUGGGGGUGUCUACGAGUGUGAAGAAUGUCCUCGACCUGCUGAAUCAGCCACAGCAAGCUCUGAGAAGAGGGCGCGGUGCAGGCUGGAGCCCCACGGGCCACCCUCGCCUUCCGGCUGCACGGGGGUUGGGGCUGGGGGUGCUGGCUGCUCAGGGCCCAUCUGUGGGAAGAGCCGGGUGGGGCCGCUGCGGGGACAGCUCCCAGCGCCCCCUUCGGGGUUCUCUCCCCCCAUCGGGGUUCUCUCCACACUGGCGGUCCGCCCCGCCCGGGGCCCUGCUGGGAGCCCCUGAGCCCGCCCUCAUGCCCCCAGCCCCGCAGCUGGGCUUCCCGUGGUCUUCCUUCCCCAGAGCUUCAGGCUGGUCACGUACAGACCCGUUCUGUGUUUCCCCCCGGGCAGAUGCCCUGGGGGGUAGUGAGCACACGUCCCGUGUGGCCACAGAGGCCGCUCACACUGCGGACCAGGGGAGGGUGGCCUGACGGUGGCUGUGUCUUCCGGUUGCUUUCGGUUUGUGGACCGGGGCUGGGCCCCCAGGAAGUGGAGUGACCAUUACUGCUGUGUGUCUGAGCAGGGUCCCUGGGAUACCAGGGCCUGUGACCUUAGAUGCGCCCCCAGUGCCACUGAAUAUCGGGAAGCAGGCUGGGAAAGCUCAGACCGGGGCAUCCGCGGGGACGGUGUGCAUGAGCCGUGGGGGUGAGAUGUCCAGGCCUGUAGCUGAUACUGGAAAGUCUUCUGUAAACUGUGACCGUGGUGGCACCAAGCCCUGCCCACCCCACAUGCCCGCCAGGUCUCCAGGGGCCUUUUCCCUCUCGCUCAGGUGCCACCUGAUCCCGACGAUGGCUGCCGUCCCCCACAGGCAUGUCCCAUGCGGGGAGGGGUCCGACCGAGAGCCACGUGUCGAUCGCGGGGCAGCUGUGUUCUUGCUUCCUCACGAGGACCCGGGGGCAGCAGCCGACCCAGCACGGGGUGAUGGUGGCCGGUGACCUCUGUGUGGGCCCCAGGGAUGGGCGGGGGGGCUGGAGUGCUGCUGAGACCCCUGGCGUGUCGUGAAUAGCCCGGGUGUGCCCAGCCCCCUCCCAGGCUUUUCCUCGUGGUUCCCGAAACCGGAUGGCUUGUACCUGCGCGUGGUAGCCUCGUCACGCGCGAGCCCCGAGGAGUGAGCGCGCUGCAGUCCCGAGUCUGCUCGGGGGUCGCUGUCCCCUUAGUCUCCGGGGAAGCACGUCGGGUACGGAGCUGUCUUUCCUUUAGGUGGAAUUCUUUGUUUUAAGCUCAGCAUAUUCGCUCUACACAGCUAACAUAUCAAGGGGAGUAAUGAAGAAACCUUUCACUUCUAAUGAAGGAGCGCGUGCACUUUAUUUAUAGGCUAUAGAGCUGGGCUUCUGCGGCGUUUUAUUAUCUGCACACAAUUUGGCCAAAGACAAGAAAUUGGGAAGAAUCAUGUGUUUACGGUAGUUCACAGCACAGGAAAAAUGAUGAAUGCCACCAAGUAGUGGAAAUAUGUUGUGAUUUUUUAUGAAAUAAACUCUCCGUGUCCUGACGGUGA
Molecule: messenger RNA, 5397 nt
Organism: Mustela erminea (ermine)
Lineage: Eukaryota; Metazoa; Chordata; Mammalia; Carnivora; Mustelidae
Gene: ADGRD1
Product: adhesion G protein-coupled receptor D1
Exons: 26
Coding region: 733-3447 (904 amino acids)
Biological process (GO): cell surface receptor signaling pathway; adenylate cyclase-activating G protein-coupled receptor signaling pathway
Cellular component (GO): membrane
Molecular function (GO): G protein-coupled receptor activity
Source: RefSeq, a predicted model, not a curated record